This is a messenger RNA of Malus domestica (apple), 1530 nucleotides long. The record is from RefSeq and is a predicted model, not a curated record. NCBI's taxonomy places the organism in Eukaryota, Viridiplantae, Streptophyta, Magnoliopsida, Rosales, Rosaceae.
AUGGUUGGUAGCUUUCACAAUAAAGCUGUUGAAGCUGCUGGUCUUUCAUUUCGUGGUCAUGAUGAAAAUGACACUUCAAACAAUAGAGGUAACUAUUUGGAGCUCUUGCAAUUCCUUGCGGAUCAUAAUGAGAAAAUAAAGGCCAUUGUGUUAGAUAAAGCUCCGGGAAAUCUCAAGCUAAUAGCUCAUUCAAUUCAAAAAGAUCUUGUUCAUUCAUGUUAUAUUGAAACCAUUAAAACUAUCAUAAGUGAUAUGAAGAAUGCUAGGUUCUUUUCUCUAUUGGUUGAUGAGGCACGUGAUGUUUCUAUAAAGGAGCAAAUGGUGGUGGUUUUGCGUUAUGUGGACAAUAAUGGGAAAGUCAUUGAAAGGUUUGUAGGAAUUCAACAUGUUCCCAACACCACUUCAAACACAUUAAAGGAGUUUAUUGAUGCCUUCAUUCAUUUCAAUGAGUUGAGCUUCUCCAAUUUACCAGGGCAAGGUUACAAUGGUGCUAGUAAUAUGAAAGCUCUUGUUGCCGUAGCAAAGGAUAAUGUUGAUGUUAACACAUUCUUCCUAUUGGCUAAUAAUGUGGUAAAUAAUAUUGGAGCUUCAUGUAAGCGUCAUGAUGCACUUAGAGAGAUGCAACAAAAAGAACUUAUGAAAGCUCUUGAAAAUGAUUCUCUUAUGACGGGACAAGGAUUAAAUCAAGAAACUAGUCUCAAACGUGCCGGAGCUACAAGAUGGAAUUCACAUUAUGGUACUUUGAUUAGUUUAAUUACUAUGUUCUCAUCCGUGGUCAAUGUGCUUGAAAUGAUUGUUGAUGAUAAUACCAAUGAUUGUGUGGUCGAAGCAAAUAGGUUAUUGAAAGACAUACAAUCUUUUGAGUUUGUGUUUCUCCUAUUUUUUAUGAAAUCUAUAUUGGGAAUCAUGAAUGAUUUAUCACAAGCAUUACAAAAGGAUGAUCAAGAGAUUGUUAAUUCAAUGGCUUUAGUCAACACAUGUAAAGAACAACUACUCUACAUGAGGAAUGAUGAGGGGUUUGACCUUUUGGUUGACAAAGUAUUGUCAUUUUGUGUCCAACAUCAUAUUGAGGGUAUUAACAUGGAUGAGACAUAUGUAGCUCAUGGGAGGUCGCACCGUAAUACCCACAAAAAGACCAACCAUCAUCGUUACAAAGUGGAGCUCUUUUUUGUUGUCAUUGAUUCCCAGCUUAUAGAGUUAAAUGAUCACUUCAAUGAAACAAGUACUGAAUUGCUCAUUUGUUUGGCUAGUUUGAGUCCAAAUGAUUGUUUUACAGCUUUUGACAAAGAAAAGCUAUUUCGCCUUGCUCAAUUGUACCCUCAAGAUUUUACGAAGCAAGACCUAUUGGCACUUAAAGAUCAACUUGAUAUUUAUAUUCAUUCUAUGCGUUCGAGAAGUGACUUUUCUCAGUUGCAAAGCAUUAGUGAUCUUGCUAAGAAAAUGGUGGAAAAAAGUGGAGAUAGCAUUUUCCGCCAUGAAUAUCAUAAAGAGUCCACUCCGCAACAGAACGGGAGAUCAAUGGUUAAAUGA